Messenger RNA from Entamoeba dispar SAW760, 609 nucleotides. RefSeq lists its product as uncharacterized. The transcript has a single exon. The coding region runs from base 1 to 609 and encodes 202 amino acids. The record is from RefSeq and is a predicted model, not a curated record. NCBI's taxonomy places the organism in Eukaryota, Evosea, Mastigamoebida, Endamoebidae.
AUGGAAAGAAAUACAACAAUAAACAAUAAAGAAAAGGUCACGUUAGGAUACAAUGAAAUAAUGAUAACAUCAAAGUAUUUUAAUGACAUUAAAGAUUUUAUUAAUUUGGAAAUUGGAAUUAAAAGAUUUCAAGGAAAUAUGGAACGAUUUCAUUUUAAUCCAAUUCCUUUAAAUGAAUAUUCAAGAAAAUUCUUUCCUAAUAUUGAAACACUUCAUAUUUAUGAAGAAAAUGAUGAUGUGUUUAAUGAUGGAAAAAUAUUUAAAGAAGUAAUAUGGUAUAAAGUCGAUUAUUCAACAUAUUUAAAAGAGAAAGAAACAGGAAAUAUCUGUAAAGAUAUUGUGUAUGCUGAUAAAGAUAGAGAAAAAUAUGGAACUACAAUACCACCAGAAGUUAAAUCCCUUAGAAUUGGAUGUUUUGGUGGUUGUGAGGAAUUAACAUCAAUUAAUAUACCAACAACAAUUAGCGAAUUAGGAUGUGACUGUUUCAAUGGAUGUGAGGUAUUAACAGCAGUCACUGUAUCAACAUCAAUUAGUACAUUAGGAGAUGAAUGCUUUUAUGGAUGCUCAUCAUUACCAUCAAUUGAUAUUCCAACAACAAUUGUCGAAUAG